Molecule: messenger RNA, 3259 nt
Organism: Capsicum annuum
Lineage: Eukaryota; Viridiplantae; Streptophyta; Magnoliopsida; Solanales; Solanaceae
Product: copper-transporting ATPase HMA4
Exons: 9
Coding region: 225-3125 (966 amino acids)
Biological process (GO): monoatomic cation transport
Cellular component (GO): membrane
Molecular function (GO): copper ion binding; ATP hydrolysis activity; ATP binding
Source: RefSeq, a predicted model, not a curated record
UCAUUCCCAGCCCAUUAUAUAAUGCGACACACACUUGAAAUUCAACUUUGCCAUCCAUCACCUUUCCCUCUUUCCGGCAACCGUCCAUAACUUCCCUCGUUUUUAUUCCUUCCUCCAAACCCUAUAUUCUUCUCUCAAAACCCCAACUCCCCAUAUAGAUUUUUUCAUUUCAUGUUUAAGUGAAGAAACGAAAACCCAACUGAUCAAUAGUUUAAGGCAAAGAAAUGGAAGCUAACGGGAAGGACGACUUGAAGAAGCCGCUUUUGCAGGAUGAUGACGCUGUAGCUGUCAAUGUGGUUCAACUAAGUUACAACAGGAAUAAAAAGAUUAGAACUCUUCUCUUCAAAGUUAGUGGCAUCACUUGUGCAUCUUGUUCCAAUUCCAUAGAAUCCGCGUUGGGAAAGCUGAAAGGGAUUGAGAGUGCUUCGGUGUCUGCACUUCAAGGCCAGGCUGUUGUUAAAUAUGUGCCAGAACUUAUCAGUGCAACAAUGAUUAAAGAGGCUGUUGAAGACACUGGUUUUCUAGUUGAUGAGUUCCCAGAGCAAGACAUUGCUAUCUGCCGGAUCAGAAUCAAGGGGAUGGCAUGCACAAGCUGUUCUGAAUCUGUUGAACGUGCCCUUUCAAUGAUUGAUGGAGUAAAGAAAGCUGUGGUUGGUUUAUCUCUUGAAGAAGCAAAAGUUCACUUUGAUCCAAAUGUUACAAGUACCAGCCGGAUUAUUGUAGCAGUAGAAGAUGCUGGAUUUGGGGCUGAUAUAAUUAGUUCAGGCAGUGAUUUAAAUAAAGUACACUUCAAGCUAGAAGGCAUCAAUUCUCCAGAUGAUUUUACUGCUAUUCAAUGCUCUCUCGAUGCUUUGGAAGGUGUAAACACUGCUGAAAUUGACCAGCAAGAGCAUAGAGUGACCAUAAGUUAUGAACCAGAUAUAAUUGGUCCAAGAACCCUAAUGCAGUGCAUCCAAGAAUCUGGGCAUGAGUCAAGUACUUAUCGUGCGAGCCUUUUUAUUCCACCGAGACAGCGAGAAAUAGAAAAAGAGCAUGAAAUCCACACUUACAGGAGCCUUUUUUUGUGGAGCUGCUUAUUUUCAGUGCCAAUAUUUGUUUUUGCAAUGGUACUUCCAAUGCUUCCCCCUUAUGGGAAUUGGUUAGAGUAUAAGGUUUUCAACAUGCUAACUGUUGGAAUAUUGCUAAAAUGGAUCCUUUGCACACCUGUGCAGUUUGUUAUUGGUCGAAGGUUCUAUGCAGGAUCAUAUCAUGCACUGAGACGGAUAUCUGCAAACAUGGAUGUUCUGAUUGCAUUGGGAACUAAUGCUGCCUAUUUCUAUUCAGUUUAUAUAAUGAUAAAAGCAUUGACCUCAAACCCCUUUGAGGGGCAAGAUUUCUUUGAAACUAGUCCCAUGUUGAUAUCAUUUAUAUUAUUAGGAAAAUACCUAGAAGUUCUUGCAAAAGGAAAGACAUCAGAUGCUUUGGCAAAGUUGACAGAGCUGGCUCCUGAGACUGCAUACCUAUUGACACUGGAUGGUGCUGGGAAUAUUAUUUCUGAGACAGAAAUUAGCACUCAAUUAAUACAAAAGAAUGAUGUACUUAAGAUUGUUCCAGGGGCAAAGGUUCCUGUAGAUGGCAUUGUUAUUAAUGGUCACAGUUAUGUGAAUGAGAGUAUGAUCACAGGAGAAGCCAGGCCUGUUUCCAAGAUGCCAGGUGAUAAGGUCAUUGGUGGAACUGUAAAUGAGAAUGGAUGUGUACUCAUCAAGGCCACUCAUAUUGGUUCGGAGACUGCCCUCUCACAAAUGGUUCAGUUAGUUGAAGCUGCUCAGCUUGCCAGAGCACCUGUUCAGAAACUUGCUGACCAGAUAUCAAGAUUUUUUGUACCCACUGUUGUUUUAACUGCAGUUGUGACAUGGCUGGGAUGGUUUAUCCCUGGACAACUAGGUGUAUAUCCUUCAAGUUGGAUACCAAAAGGAAUGAAUGUAUUUGAGCUUGCGUUGCAGUUUGGUAUAUCGGUAUUGGUGGUUGCUUGCCCCUGUACUCUCGGAUUAGCUACUCCUACAGCAAUUAUGGUUGCCACCGGAAAGGGCGCUUCUCAAGGUGUGCUUAUUAAAGGUGGAAAUGCUCUUGAAAAAGCACACAAGGUGAAACUGGUUGCGUUUGAUAAGACAGGAACUCUGACAGUUGGAAAACCUACUGUUGUCAGUGCUGUGCUGUUUUCUAACAUAUCCAUGAAGGACUUCUGUGAUGUAACUAUUUCUGCCGAGGCAAAUAGUGAGCAUCCUAUUGCAAAAGCAGUUGUGGACCAUGCCAAAAAAUUACGCCUGAAGCACGGUGCUGAAAAUGAAUAUCACCUAGAGAUAGAGGACUUUGAAGUGCACACUGGGGCUGGUGUGAGCGGAAAAGUUGGAGAACGGAAAAUCCUAGUUGGAAACAGGAGACUUAUGCAUGCUUUCAACAUCCCAGUAAGCAAUGAAGUUGUUAACUACAGUUCAGAGCAUGAACAUCUUGCUCGGACUUGUGUCUUGGUUGCCGUGGAUGAGAAAAUAGCUGGGGCUUUUGCUGUGAGUGAUCCUGUAAAGCCAGACGCUGCACGUGUUGUUUCUUUUCUCCACUCAAUGGACAUCACAAGUGUCAUGGUGACUGGUGAUAACUGGGCGACAGCAAGAGCAAUAGCAAGUGAAGUGGGAAUUCAAAUGGUGUUUGCUGAAAUGGAUCCACUGGGAAAAGCUGAUAAAAUUAAAGAAUUGCAGUUGAAAGGCACUCCUGUUGCAAUGGUAGGAGACGGGAUAAAUGAUUCCCCAGCACUCGUUGCAGCUGAUGUUGGGAUGGCAAUUGGCGCAGGCACUGAUGUAGCUAUAGAAGCCGCUGAUGUUGUUCUCAUCAAGAGCAAUCUUGAAGAUGUUGUCACGGCAUUAGAUCUCUCUAGAAAGACAAUGUCACGUAUCAGGCUCAAUUAUGUUUGGGCACUCGGAUACAAUGUGCUUGGCAUGCCAGUUGCUGCUGGGGUCUUAUUCCCCUUCACUGGAAUCCGUUUGCCCCCAUGGCUUGCUGGUGCUUGCAUGGCUGCUUCUUCCAUUAGCGUGGUCUGUUCAUCACUGCUGCUGCAGUCUUAUAAGAAACCUCUUAAUUCUCGAGUCAAUUAAGUUUCCGAAAAUUAUCACCAUUGUUGUAUUUGGCCUUUCUCAAUAUGAUAACCUUGUCAGCUACUUUAUAGUUGCUCUACGCAGGAUUUUUUGAACAUCUUUCAAGUAAAACUUUUGGUUUAGGUGUUUUACCA